This is a messenger RNA of Penicillium digitatum Pd1, 228 nucleotides long. NCBI's taxonomy places the organism in Eukaryota, Fungi, Ascomycota, Eurotiomycetes, Eurotiales, Aspergillaceae. The record is from RefSeq and is a predicted model, not a curated record.
AUGUACAUUGGAGAAUGGAUUAAAGGUUGGCAGCUCGUGUAUUGCUUCCAAACUACCUUCCGCAUCGUCUCCAUUGACAUCCUCUGCAUUGGAGCCUUCAUUGUCGGUGUCGUCUUCAUUGGCCUCUUCUUCAUUGGCAUCGUCUUCAUCAGAAUCUUCCUCAUCGGCAUCGUCUUCAUCGGAAGCUUCUCCAUCUACCGCAACAGCAUCAUCGGGUUCGAUCUCUAG